Biomphalaria glabrata is the source of this 1517-nucleotide messenger RNA. RefSeq lists its product as uncharacterized. Lineage: Eukaryota; Metazoa; Mollusca; Gastropoda; Planorbidae. The transcript is spliced from 6 exons. The record is from RefSeq and is a predicted model, not a curated record. Bases 106 to 963 code for a protein of 285 amino acids.
GAACGAUUUAGAUCUAUAUGUUUCCUUUACAUCUUGAGUUAGAAUCUUGUAUGAAUUCUUUCACAUUUAGAUUCUAGACUGUAAUUGAGAGAACAUAUUGGAAGAAUGUCUAUUAUUGUUGUAACUUUCUCUGUUUUCAUCUGUCAUAUCUCAAGUACUGACGUUAUGCUUCAAUAUGAGGCGAGUGAAGUCACUGGAGAUCAAAUGCCUGACCAGGUCAAUGUAACUUUUAGCACAGAAACAAAAUCUCUAACCAAACUUAAUCUAAGACGCUCGCGGCAUUUUAACCUCGAUAUUCCUUUGUAUACUUUGGACACCGACCAGGAAGGAAUUUUCCAUAGACAUAAAGUGAAAACCAGACCCAAAAAGGAUCUAGGUUUUUACCAAGAUAUUACAAACAAGGCUGUUUUUCGCAUCCAAAGGUCUUCAGAGAAAUCGGCGUACAAGAAAUCUAAAUUUAAUUUGAAAGGGGAAUUUCUUUUGAACACCUCCAAAUGUCUCUUCGACUCAGAGAAAAAGACCUUAAAAAAGCCUUGGAGAAAUAUGCCCCCCAAACCGAUGUCGAAUUCUAGAUGGACUGCAUCUCCUAGACCACUUUCCACGACAACAUUCGACCAAUAUGUUUAUAAUUUAGAAAUACUGAAAACCACAACGUUUCAUAUGUUUGACCUCGUAAGAAUAGCUCCGCCAGAAGAAAAAACUGUGAGAAUGAAUGCCAUCAACAAUAGAGACAUGCACAUGAAAAGCUCAGGUCGUAAAUCUAACCAGUCAAAACUGAGGUCAGUCCCACAAAGCAGACGUCGCCGGAACACAGUGCAGGACUACUAUGUGGAUGUGGUGGCGGUGAUUGACUACAAACGCUACUCCAAGUUCUUAGCACAAGCGAACUACAAUAACUUCACGGCAAUGCAGAAUAUUCUAGAGUACUAUGCUUUAGUAUUUAGUGGGGUGAGUUUCUCUUAGCAGUGGUUCUCAAAUUAUCUAAAUUCGAUUGCGCGCAUGUAUGUAAAUAUAAAAUCUAAUUCGAUGUAUAAAUGUUAGUGCAGAAUGAAUCGACAGAUAGUAGUCAUGAGAAACAUGAGUGGUCUAAAUGUAUGACAUUCAUAAUGAAAAGAAAUGAAUUGUGUUCAGAUAUCUUGUUAGUCGAGACGAGAAAGUCGCAGUAGAAAGUAGUAGAAAAUCUGUAGCCAGAUAGUACUUUGAAUAACAACCAAAUCUUUACAUACUUUUUGUAAGGCACUAAAUAAAUGGUCAAAAAUAUUUUUUUAAAAACAACGUGAAGCUUAGAAGUUGGAAUAUAAGUUUGUUUAUUUCACGGAUUUCGUUUCCUCACAAAGCAAGACUUUGUGGUGCUCUAGCAGAAAGCAGGAGAGACAAUGGUCGCACAACUUUUAAGGUAUGGAAACGCAACAAGAAGCUCUUCGAAACUGACACCAACAGUUGGGAACAAAAAGAAGUAAGGGUGAAAGUGAUACAGAGUCUUCUGAUUACUAAUGCUCAACCUAUGACCAAAGCUG